GCGGCGAAUCAGAGCAAUUUUUAAUCUGCGUCACUUUGUUAUGAGAGAUUAUCGAUUCUAAUUCCUCAUUCUGUCAACUGAAUGGACUUUAAGCUUUAAAUGUUUUUCUCAGUUUUCUCUCCCUCAGUCAUCUACCCAUAAACUACAAAGCUAGCUUAGCUUAGCAUUCAAACUGGAGAUAUGAGUGGUGAAACAGUCAAAGUUGCUGUUUGAUGGAGUGGUUGUAGUGUUUUCCAGAAUAAAUCAGCCAGUAAAACUGUGUGAAAAUGCCAGGAGUCGAGACACUGAGAGAUUUUGUCAACCAGAGACUGACUGCUGCUGCUGAGGAGAUUUUUGGAGUCUUUGAAAGAACGAUAGCAGAAUACGAGGAACAACUUUGUCGAUGUAAAGAGGAAAACGAGCGAAAACAGAAACUUCUGGACGAUGUUCAGCUUCGCUUUCACAGAGCAGACAACCAGGAGCUGUCAGUGACUCCAGAAGAGGUUCCCUCUGAGCAGCAGGAGUGGAGCUCCAGUCUGGAGCAGGAGGGCACUGAGCCUCCACACCUUAAAGAGGAAGAGGAGGAACUGUGGAGCAGUCAGGAGGGACUGGAUGAGGUUUAUACCAUCAAGUUCCCCUUUGCUCCUGUUUCAGUGAAGACUGAAGAUGAUGAAGAGAAACCUCUGUCCUCACAGCUUGAUGAAAUACAAAGUGAAGGGAUGAAAACAGGAGCUGAUGGAGAGGACUGUGGAGGACCAAGACAGGCCAGGAACUCAGAACCAGAGAGACAUUUACAUUCAGAGACUCAGGACAAGACUGGAGACUGCUCUGAAGCUGAAACUGAUGACAGUGAUGAUUGGAGGGUCACCAUGGAAAAUGAUCCUGGACUAAACUGUGUGGAAAACUUUGAUGAUGAUAGAUCAGACAAUGACAAGAAAUCACACAGCUGCUCCCAAUGCAAUAAAACAUUCAGAUGGAAAUGUCAUCUUGCAAUACAUAUGAGAAUUCACACAGGAGAGAAACCGUUCAGCUGCCCUGAAUGUAGUAAAAGGUUUAAUGAAAAAGGAGGUUUGCUCCAACAUAUGAGAAUACACCAAAAAGAGAAACCUUACGCCUGCUCUGACUGUGAUAAAAGAUUUAAGUUUAAGUCAAGUCUGGCUCCACACAUGUUAGCUCAUACCGAACAGCAUCACUUCGGCUGCUCUGACUGUGGUAAAAGAUUUAAGUAUAAAGUUAGUCUGACCAAACACAUGCUGAGUCACACAGGAGAGAAACCCUUUAGCUGCCCUGAGUGUGACAAAAGAUUUAAACAUAAGGCUUAUCUGAAAUCGCACAUGUUUCUUCACACAGGAGAAAGGCCAUUUAGCUGCUCUAAGUGUGAUAAAACAUUUAACAAAAAGUCUACUCUGACAAAUCACAUGUUAAUUCAUGGAGAACAGAAACGCUUCAGCUGCUCUGGGUGUGAUAAAAAAUUUAAUCAAAAGUCUCAUCUGAACUCCCACAUGUUUGUUCACACAGGAGAGAAACCCUUUAGCUGCUCUCAAUGUGAAAAGGGAUUUUAUUACAAGUCUCAUCUUAACACACAUAUGUUGGUGCACACAGGAGAGAAACCCUACAGCUGCUCUGAGUGUGAUAAAAAAUUCAGUCACAAGUCUCAUCUGACUUCACACAUGGUGAUCCACACAGGAGAGAAACCCUUCAGCUGUGAGCUCUGUGGUCAGAAAUUUUCAUGGGAUAGUCAGGUAAAAAGACACAAGUGUACCAGUGGCCAGACUUGAUAAAAUAAGUGAAAGAAGAGCUAAGGAGGAGGACUGUAAGAUGAGAACCAGGCAGUAUCUCAGAUAUAUAAAAAGAUGUACAAGAGACUGAAGAUGAAUACGAUGAUUAGAGGGAGAUCAGAGAACAUCAGUCAAGUUGAAACUCUAAGCUUGCUAUACCUAAUCCUGCAGCUACUCAGCUGCACACAGCUCUUAUUGGGAUGCACAGAUGCUUCAGCUUAAUAUCAGUAUCAGCUGAUAUUAUCCCUGUUUGUCUACAUAUGCAAAUGAUAUAGCAGGAACGUUUAUCAUUCUGGGUUUUUCUGUUGUGCCUGAUGAAUUGUAUGCUUGCAUCUGACAUAUCUAGCUGAUGAAUAGAAUAAACCAACGCAGUUUUCCGAAAUGUGCUUGAGAAGAAGAUUUUUGUGGGUUGGAGCUCUUGCACCCAUAUUCGAGUCAGUGUGGCCUCUGAGCAGGGCAAGGUUGAGCACAGGUUCUUGAAGAAAUUCUGUUUUUUUUUCAGUAAUAAAAGAUGUAAGCAUAAACACAUCUGUUAAUUAGACAUGUAGUGAGAUUUGAUGAUUUUGCAAAGACAGGAAUGGGAAAUGAAAGUUUUUUCUAUAAUUUUUAAAAUAUAUUUUUUUAAAAGUCAAUUUGGCCCUUAAGAAACCUUAA
Messenger RNA from Cheilinus undulatus (humphead wrasse), 2411 nucleotides. Its product is annotated as gastrula zinc finger protein XlCGF57.1-like. Gene Ontology annotation, cellular component: nucleus. Lineage: Eukaryota; Metazoa; Chordata; Actinopteri; Labriformes; Labridae. Gene Ontology annotation, molecular function: DNA-binding transcription activator activity, RNA polymerase II-specific; RNA polymerase II cis-regulatory region sequence-specific DNA binding. The coding region runs from base 267 to 1757 and encodes 496 amino acids. The record is from RefSeq and is a predicted model, not a curated record. Gene Ontology annotation, biological process: regulation of transcription by RNA polymerase II. The transcript is spliced from 2 exons.